AUGGCAGAUCCUGGAAAUUCAAAUACUCUCAGAAGGGGUGAACCGUAUAGUUUCCAGCUUCCGACUCCUAAUAUAACCGCUUUUGAGGAAAGUUCUGAGCCAGCAUCUUUUGCAGGAGGCCCGAUUAGGCACCGCAAAAAACGUAAUCAUACAAAUACGCCGUAUACGCGAGCUGCUAGUUCACCUAAUCCGAACCCUCAAGAGACUCAUUGGCUAUUGCGCGUUGUUAAAAAAUAUAUUCCGCAGUGGUUGAGAGCAAUUAUAUGGCCCACUGCAACACCCACCAUUCCCAACACUGAAGAUACAUCUAUGGAAAUAACAGCCGAAAAUGAAACGAUCGCAGAGAAUAUUGUGCAAAGUUCUAUAGAAGAACUAAACAAUGCAAUGGUGAAACGUGAAGAACCUUACCAACCAUCACAAUUGGAUACAAUAACAAAAAUGAAUUUAAAAAGCAAGUUUAACAGAUCAAAUUCAAAAAUUGCCGCAAGAUUUGGUCGUAGGAUGUACUCAAAUCCUCUGCAUAGGCGAGGAACUAUUAUUCCUAGGAAAAGGGGUAAUCAUGUUUCAGCACGUGAAGAGGAUCUACUUUAUCCAGAUGAGAUAAAUGAUUCAUUAUCAGAUAAAGAACUAUCCCCUGAAAUACCAGCAGAUUGGUAUAAACCUUUCAAGAAUUUAGCUGUUAAUGAUUCAUUUUCAACUUCUUCAUCGGGAACAUCAACGCCUUCACAAGAACCAGACAUAAGUAAAAAGUCUUUAUCUCAAGGACCACCUCUUAAGAAAUUUAAAUCAGAUCUUGUUCCAGAUGUAAAUUGGUUUAACUAUCAUCCUUCAGAGAAGGUGUCCAUUCCUGCAAGUUCGACAUCAAAAAAUCAAAAUAUUUCAUCCGAUGACAAUUUGCCGAAGGUUCCUAUUGUUAGUUCCUUGCCCCCUCCUGUUUCUAAGCCAGAUGAUUCAGAAAAAUACCUGAAUAAUGAUGUUGAAGAACUUAGUACUACCCCUUUGACACUGCCGAGAUUCGCUCAAAUUGUCGAUCACAAAAUGAAAAACGAACAAUACUAUAGUGAAACAAAGAAGAAAAUUGAUUUUUCUGCAAGUAUAUCAGAUAACACUGUUUCUGCUUCCACACCACUUAUUUCAAAAGAUAUCUUAUCGGUCAGUACUCCUGUUAGUAAGCCAAAAAGAUCAAUUUUUUCUACUACACCGACGACUAAACCUCUUUUUGGAUCUGGAAGCGGAAUUUUAGCAUUCAACAAAUUACAGGAGCCUUCGGAUGUACUUUCUGAUACAACGAUGCUUAAACCUAUUUUUGAAUCUGGAAGUAAGACUCAAACAAACUCAAACUUAGCUAUUAACACAUCGAUUAAAUCAGUUACUGGAUUUGAGAACAAAACUCUUGACUUAUUUAGUCUACUACCAAAACCUUUGCCUAGCACUUUCUCUGUUCCAGCUAUUUGUAAAGAUCAACGAGAACAGCCACCAAAAGCAGUUGUCGCCGAUUCUAUUGAUGUGGAAAAACAGGGUUCCAUUGACCAGAAUGUUGACAAACUUGAAGAGAAACAAGAGGAAAUUUCCAAUGUUACUGAACCAACUGUAGUUAAUAUUGAAACCGAAAAGGCAGAAACCGAAAAGACGGGACUCAUUGAAGUUCAACCUGAGCCUGAACCUUAUACAAUCACGA
This is a messenger RNA of Dentiscutata heterogama, 1678 nucleotides long. Lineage: Eukaryota; Fungi; Glomeromycota; Glomeromycetes; Diversisporales; Gigasporaceae. The record is from the annotation of a GenBank genome assembly.